AUGACUGCUGGGAUGAGUGAAUGUUUCCGCGAGGGCUACUCCGAAGGUGUAUCUCCCCGUCCGGCUCCGUGCUGGGACUGCCGGGAUAAUCAAGCAGCACGUCUCGGCGGCGGUGGGACGUGCGUUGCCGAGGCCUUUGUGCUUCUCCUUCCAAUGAAGGACACUUUGUGUCGACACGCCAAUGGCCAGCAGAUCGUCUCUGUGCAAUGCAACAUGGAGGCGGUCUUCCCCUUAACCAAUGGGAGGAGCCACGGACAUCACCAACGCCGUCCUGGCCAUAAAGAGCAGAUGGCACAAACGAUGUUGAUGCCUUUGCGCUGUUUUGGUGCCCUCUCCUUAACGGAGAGGGAGGGGUUCGUGUCAGUGUUGGCCGCGGAGCUGAUGCCGAGAUAUCUGACCGGGAAUCAGCCACAGAAGCGUUGUGUGUUGCUGGACAACCGCGCAGUUUUCCCGGGAUUGCUGCAUAUUCGAACUCUCCGUGGUAAGUUUAGGGACAGCUUCAGGCCGGCUCCAAACGAGCUGCUCUACUCCUCACAUGCAGAUUUGUUUCCUACACCACUGUUUUCAUUGUGUGUAUGCCACUCUCACCGCAUGAACACCUCCUUUCAAAUUAGCACCGAAAGGCGUGGCUUCGCUGCUAAUGCGCAGUAG
Molecule: messenger RNA, 651 nt
Organism: Trypanosoma grayi
Lineage: Eukaryota; Euglenozoa; Kinetoplastea; Trypanosomatida; Trypanosomatidae
Exons: 1
Coding region: 1-651 (216 amino acids)
Source: RefSeq, a predicted model, not a curated record